AUGAACAAAGAAAACACAGAAGAUAAUGAAAUUCAGAACUACAUUUUCAGUUUUGUACCCAAAAUAAGUUCAGGGUUAGAUCACUAUGCAUGUGUUGGAUAUUUAAAGAACAAACCAACUGUAUAUUGUUGGGGUGGAAAUUCAUGUAAUCAGUUAGGGGUUGGGAUCAAUACACGAUAUUGCAAAAGACCUACUGCAGUUUCAUUUUUUGAAGAUUUCUAUGUUUCAUCUGUAUGCUGCACUUAUUAUUGUACCCAUGUAUUGGCUAAAAAAAAUGCAUCUGAUGUUGGAUGUUCAGUUUAUUCAUUUGGAAAAGGAAACAAUGGGUUGUUAGGUUUUAGAAAGAAAAGAAAUUUGAUUCCAUUACAAGAGGAGGAUAUUCAUUUGAAUGAAAAAAAUAAACACAUGAGAAAGUUCAACAAUAAGGCCAAUAAAACUCUGUUAGAUGCAUUUGGGAUUAACCAGAAAAAAAAGGAAUCUUUUUCUUCUGGUAACGUCGACAGUUUACUGGAUUUUGAUGUCAGCCAAAUUUCCAGUUCUCCCGAUGAGGACGAUCAGGGGAGUGCAACCGAGACCUCAGCAGAUGGAAGGAGAAGUAGAACCGACACUUCAGCAGAUGGAAGGAGAAGCAAAACCGACACCUCAGCAGAUGGAAGGAGAAGCAAAACCGACACCUCAGCAGAUGGAAGGAGAAGUAGAAACGACACCUCAACAGACGGUCAUCCCCACUUUGAUCCUGUUACAAAAAAGCAUAUUUCAAAGCAGAAGGAGCAAGGUGAAGAAGAAACUGUACCUGACAACACUAGGGAAGGGGAAAAAAAAGGUAGACAAAAAAUGGAAGAACAUAAGGAAAAGAACAAGACAAGAGCGAAAAGAAUGAAGAAUGAAAAUUAUUAUAAAGUUCGAAAUGAUCUAAAGGAAGAGAAGGAAGACUGGUUUACCCCAAUGCCUAUAAAAGUGAAAUUUCCAGAACGUGUAAAAAUAAAAUUCAUUUCAUGUGGAGAUAUGCACACGUUAGCAAUUUCGACGAAUGGUAUUUUAUACGGUUGGGGAUAUAACAACUUUGGAUGUGUUGGGAAUGGAUGUAACAAAAAUGUGUACGAGCCGGUUCGUAUUUUUUUUCGAAAAAGAAGGUUACAUAGUGACGAGGGGAAAAUGGUGAUAAAUAACACUGAGUAUGGUAAGAGUAAUAAAUUAAGGAAAUACCAUGGGAGUAGUUCUCCCUUUCUGGAUGAACAUAAAGAAGAUGUAGUUAUUCAUUGUUCUGCAGGAGGAAAGCAUAGUUUAGCUUGCACCUUACAAGGGGACAUGUACAGCUGGGGAUAUGGAGGGAAUGGAAGGUUAGGACUUGGAAAUAUUCGAAGUUAUAAUAAACCUCAACUGAUAAGAAGAUUGCAAAAUAGAAAACGAAUAAUUUAUGUGUGUUCUGGAAAGUCUCAUUCAGGAUGUAUAGAUGCAGAUUAUAAUGUAUACACUUGGGGAAAUGGGAAAUUUUUUAAACUUGGGCAUGGAGAUGAUAAUGAUGUAUUGGUUCCAAAAUUUGUUGAGUUUUUAACUUGUUCCAAUAAAAUAUUUAUGUUAAGUUUUGGAACUUUUAAUUCACUAGCUCUUAGUGUAAAAGGAGAUGUAUUUAUAUGGGGUUCUUUUACCUUAAAAAACAAAAAAACGGGUUCUUCUUCGUAUACAUCUAAGAUACCUAAAAUGAUAAACAGUAAUUAUAAGUGUAUAUCUGUACAUGCAUCUAUUUACAUUGUUCUUGCAAUCACGAUUGUUGGUGAUCUAAUAAUGUUAGGAGAUACUGAUGAGGCAUUAGUAGGUAGAGGACACAACAGCUACUUCAAUGUUGUGGGAGAAAAUAAUCAUAACAGUGAAUCCGAUUCUGAAGACAGUAAUGCACAAGUACUGAAUCAGAUGAUUAGAAAGGAAAAAAAAAGCUCGAUUAAUUAUUAUGCAAGUCUGAAAAAUGAAUUCCCCAUUAGGUAUGUUAAAGAAUUACGUGGAAAGGUACAUGUAAAAGAUAUUUUGAACCUUUUUUACAAAUUAGAAAAAUUCAACUCCUACCCAGGGGAUUAUACAUAUCAGCAAGUCUACCACCACAAUCAUAUGCAGAGACUGAAUGAUGCUUCCUAUUAUGACAUAGAAGGAAUACAAAAGGGUGUCGAACCAUAUGGAAUAUUAAGAAAAAACCAAUUGGUGAUAAGAUCAAAAGUAAAAAUGAUUGAAGGAAGUGAACAUUUCAGUAUGUUUCUACUACAAAGUGGGAAGGUAUAUGCAUCUGGAUUCAACAAAGAUGGAGAGUUGGGAAAUGGUGAAAACAAUUUAAAAAAGAAAUUUGCAACCCCUGUACUGAUAGAAAUAUGUGUAAACAAAAUUGUAAAAAUUGCAUGUGGUUAUAACUACACAUUAGUAUUAAGUGAUAAAGGAUUUAUAUACGGAUGGGGAAAAAAUGACAAAAGUCAGCUUGGAAUUGGAGUUCUUAAGGACACUUACGAACCUGUACAUUUGAAAUCCAUGAGUAAGGUCAUAGAUAUAUAUGCAGGACAUGAUCACAGUGCAUGUAUAGUGAACAGUUCCUUUGAGGAAGUGGAUACUGAGAAGGUAGAUAAUGAAGAAGAUGUAGAUGAUAUUCCACCCCUUCAGCAUGGAAUUUUAUAUACCUGGGGAAAUGCUGAAAGUGGAAAAGUAGGACUUGGAGUGGAUUACACCCAUGGUUCCAUUUUACUACCUCGUAGAAUUAAUACAACAAAUAAGAUACACAAAUGUUCUCUAGGGAUAAAUCAUAGUUUAUUUUUAAGUGACAGUAACGAAUUGUAUGCAUGUGGAAGUGCAAAUAAUGGGAAGCUAGGAAUAAUAGACGAAAAGAUGAAUUAUAUGGUAUGUUCCCCGAGGAGAGUAAAUAUAGAUCCAAAUAUAUACAUUAAAGAAAUAAUAGCUGGAUCGACUUUUAGUAUCAUAUUAUCUACUGAUGGGUAUAUUUACAUAUGGGGAGAAUUUAUAAAAAAUCGAAUCUCUUAUGAAUAUCCAACUAUGUAUACUGAAAUUAUUAAUGUGAAACAUAUCAUCGGUGGUAGAGAUAAGCACAUUUUUUUUCUUACAUAUGAUAACAAAUUAUUUGGAUUAGGAAAUAAUACAUAUAUGCAAAUUCUACACGAGCAGAAAGAAACUUCCAUAUAUGAGAAACCUAAACUAAUUUCAUACUUCCUGGACGGAAAUGUAAUAGAAAGUGCGUAUUCUUUUAAAAAUGCCUCUUUCGUUCAACUAGCAAAAAAUCAUGAUAUAUUUGCAUGGGGUUAUACUUCUAACUGUCACUUAGGUAUUGGCUUGACAAAUGUGACAUAUUUGAAGCAUCCAAAGAAGGUUGUGAGGAGCUGGGUAACAUACGAAGAUUGCGAAAAUGGAGAAAGUGGAGAAUACGCUGCAGAAGCUAAUAUUGGAAAUUUAAUAAAUAGUCUAAAUCCUACAGCAGCAUCCAAUAUGCGGGAAGAACUUUUGGACGAAUUCCAAUUGGUUAGGAAAAGGAUCUUAAAGAGAGAUCGAUUUGAAAAUGAUUUGGUAUAUGCAAUUCCUUACUACCAAGAAGAAAUAGAAAAAUUGAUAUAUCAAAUACAAAUAAUGCCACAAUAUUUAAAUUGGGAAUAUAUCCAAGUGCUUUUAAAAAGGGAAAAUUAUACCAACAGCAUUGGUUUUAUACGAUCCUUUGAAAAGGACCUAAUAGAUAUAUACAAGAAGCAUGUUAAAUUUCUACUCAAUUUGCAUUCAUUUGAGAGACAGUAUAACGAUCUGCAUCUAAAUUAUCAGAAUUAUGUGCUCGCUAACAUUUCUAUGCUAGAGGAAGAACGGCCAUCCAUUAUGUAUUCUAAUUACACACAUGUUUUAGAUAAUAACAGAGAUAAACUGCAAAGUUUCGUGUACAUUCUGCAGCAACAGCCGCUGUAUCUUACAUUAUUGUGUCUCAUUCAUAAUUCUAAGAAUGUCAAGCAUAUCAAGAGGAUGUCUUACCUGUUUCACAUGGGGAGAGAGCCCAAUGCAUUGAUAUCUGCAUCGGGAGGUGCUUCCAUAUAUGUAGCAGCUCCUGCUGGGGAGGAUGAGUUAGCCAAUGACAAAGGCAUUAAGUUUGCACAAAGUAGGGCUAAGAACCAUUUUGAAUUUGUUCGGAGCUACUUAAACCACAUCUACGACUACGACUCGUACAAUGUGGUGUCUAGAUGCAGACAGAACUGCCAUGAAUAUGAAAACCAAAAGACAGAAAAAAUUAGAGAGAAGUAUAACUUUUAUAGAAACAGCACGUUCAUUUUGUGUUCUUUCAUAUUCGAUCUAUACUAUGAUUUGAGAAACGAUCGAAUAAGAAACAUUUUUACAAUUUUUCUAAUAAAACUUGGGAUUGAGGAAAUUAACAACUGCUUGCAUAUUGAGUCUUUGUUCAGAAUAGAAACAUCCGUUUUUUUUCUUCUCAUCAAGAUGCUGUUUAUGAAGAAUGACAUUUUGGUCAGUUUUGCACACAGUCUAGCCGACAUGACCAACCCCAAUUCCUUUGUUCGUUUGUUGGAUGGAUUAUCUCACUGUGUUCGUGAGGAUGUAGCUAGCCGUUUGGAAUUUCCAGAAUCGGUGGUUCCAAAAAGAGAAGAUUUGAUAAUGAAAGAAGCACAUGAAUCGAUGGCAACCAAGAUGACGGAUUCUAACAUGAUUCUGGAAAAUACCUUACCAAGGAACGCACCAGUAAAAAAUACAUCAUUGAAGGGAAGAGUUGAUCAUAUCACCAAUGAUCUGGGGAAAGACUCUUACAGGAAUCGCUUCAUAGAAGAGGAGGAUACCCAAAUGGAGAAGGAAUUCUUGAAGUUUAUAAAGGGAAAAACACAAGAAAAGACAGAUUCAGUGAAUCUAACUGGACAGCAUCUACAGAAGGAUGAAGAUGAUAGCCUUGGAUUUUACAACAAUUUUGAUGAACAUAUGAAGGAGUAUCCAUUGUCAGCUUCACCUGUUGUUGAGGUAGAUAAGUAUCGAAAUGAAAGCAUUGCUAGUAGGAGAGGUAAUCCAAAAGAUGUUUUAAUCGAAGUAGAUAUGGUUCAUGUGUUUAGGGAAAUGUGCAAAUUAUUCAGAAAAAUACAAUUCCCAGAAAUGUUUAAAAUUAUAAUAAAAAACGUUUUUAAAUACUUUUGCAUAUAUGAAAGGAAUGUAAAUAAAGAGAGUAUGUUAGAAAAUAAAAUUUUUUACUUCAACAAUGAACAUUUUGUAUAUGUACCAUUCUAUCAUUUGUUAUUAAUGGCUAUCCUGAAUCCAAUGAUAACAAGUAUGAACAAGAUGGCAGAAAAGUUCUACUUCCCUUUGAUUCCAUCACAUAUUACAAGCAUAUGUGACAGAAUAUCUAAUUUUAUAGAAGUUCUUUAUUUAAAUAAAUAUGAAUCUUUAGCAAGUUAUAACUUAAAAGAAAAUUUAGUGUCCGUCAAAUUCAUUUUUGAAAAUACCUUCAAUGUGCUUGUACAAAUCACAAACAAUUUAUGCAAAACCGAUGAAGAUGUAUACCUCAAUGUUUAUAUCAAUUUGUUUCACUACCACUUGUGUAGUAUCCCUUCUUAUGUUAACUUGAAACUUUUUCAGCUGUGCCAUGUUUUCAAUCUCUUCUUUAGAUUUCAAAAUUAUUUGUCUCUUUCGUUUAGUGAUCCCCUCAUAGAUAUAGUAAAUUUUUUCUACAAAAGAAAGGCGGACUCCACGGGUGCAUGGGACGAGGCAGGCACGGAAAAAAAUGGGACCGAGAAAAAUGGGACCGACAAAAAUGGAACCGACAAAAAUGGGAGAGGCAAAAAUGGGAAAAGCAAAAAUGGGAAAAGCAAAAAUGGGAAAAGCAAAAAUACUAUUCAGAAGUUUCUACUGAAGUCAAGCGGUGGUGACAGUGAUGGGAGUGAUGGCCGAGCCAAGGAACGAAUCAAGAAAAGGAGUACUAAUAGGACAGAUGGAAAUGGGAAGAAGAAGAAGAAGCUGAUUUUCAGCGAAUCCGAAAUUAACCUCUUUGUAAAAUGCAAACUUGUGUAUAGCAUCGAACUUGAUAUUCGAUUUUUAAUAAAGGAAAAAAACAUGAGUAUCUGUGAAUUCACUAGGAUCCCAAUGCCACAAUACAUGUGCUAUCGUAAAAAGACACGUAUAAAAAAUAAUGAGUAUUUAUUUUCUAUAAUUGAAGAAUUUAAACAUAAAAAGGAUAAAAUUUUUGUAGUGUGUGAAUGCUUAAGGGGAUGUCCGAUGCUAGAGAAUUGCACAGAAACGUCUAAUUUAAUUUUGAAAUUAAGAUCUUUAAGAACAUAUUUUAUGUCUCUAGACAAUCAGAAGGAAACAAAUUUAGUUCAUCUAAUCGACAAAACAGUUGAAAUAUUGUUAUCAAAUGAGAUGUCUUAUGUGGAUUUCGUGGAAAAUUUACCCCCGAAUUUAUAUACACAUAAAUUUAAAAAUGAACAAAUUGAAAAAACCAGGAGAGAAAAAGAAUAUUUACAUAUGUUACAAAAUUCAUAUGAUAAACAUUCAUUUUUUCAAAACAAGUGGAGAAAUAUAGCUAUGCAAAUAUGCCUGAAUAUGCUAGAAAAAAAAAAACAUGUUAAUUAUUUAAAAAAAUUACAUGAACGGCAAGAAAAAAUCGAACAAUUAAUUUUUGCAUACCAAUUUAAAUUAAAAAAUAAUAUUCAAAUAAUAAAAAGAGCACUAAUAUUUGUAUCCAAAUUAUUGAUUGAGAAACCGAUACUUAUUCAUGCAACUCAUUUUCAAAAAAAUCUCUUCUUUAUAAAAUUAAAACGAGAUAAAGAUUUCAGACGAACUCAAAGAAACAAUUAUCUAAUUACAUAUAACACCUCAACAGUUCAUAUAUAUCCCAUGAUAAAAUUAAUUCAAAAUGGUUCUAUUACCAAUAUUAACGAGAUAAUUCACCCUCUUGUCGAUUUCUUAUCUAUAGAACUCUCCUUCGAUAUUGACCUUGUUCUUAAGCUUAAUUUGGUCUUAAUCAAAGGUGCAGAAAAGAAGAUCAUCAACUCUCACACAUUUCGCAGCCAAGACAUCUACAACAUCUACAACCAUUCUCCAUUCAUUUCAUAUCCCCUUUUCCCUUAUAACAAGGACAAUUUGUGUGCAAUCCGGGGACUCAGCUUUGUGCACUUGUUGCACGACUUGGUUGUAGACUUGUUCUAG
Molecule: messenger RNA, 7164 nt
Organism: Plasmodium gonderi
Lineage: Eukaryota; Apicomplexa; Aconoidasida; Haemosporida; Plasmodiidae
Product: guanidine nucleotide exchange factor
Exons: 1
Coding region: 1-7164 (2387 amino acids)
Source: RefSeq, a predicted model, not a curated record